AUGAUCUCCAUGGAAGUUUCAAAUGAAACCAGAGUGAGAGGUUUUAUUUUUAAAGGGCUGGCAAAUAAUCAAAUAGAAGGCGUCUCCUUUUUCACAUUUUUUCUGCUUGUGUAUGUGAUAACAAUUGUGGGGAACAGCGGCAUGGUGGCUCUGGUCUGUAUCACUCCUCAUCUCCACACUCCCAUGUACUACUUCCUUGGUUUUCUCUCCAUGGUGGACCUCUGCUACUCCUCUGUCAUUACCCCUAAAAUGCUGGCGGACCUUGUUUCCAGAAUAAAAUCAAUAUCAUUUAUUGGUUGUGCUCUUCAGUUCUUCUUCUUUGCGGCUUUGGUUGCAACGGAGUCUAUUCUUCUCUCGUGCAUGUCGUAUGAUCGAUACAUGGCCAUAUGUCACCCCCUCUACUAUACUUUAAUCAUGACAGAGAAAAGAUGCAUUGGGCUAAUCCUCAUUGCCUCGUCUAUUGGAUUCUCUCAGUCGUCUCUACAGACUGUUUGUAUAUUCAGCCUGAGGUAUUGUGGAUGGAACCAUAUAGACCAUUUUUAUUGUGAGGGUCCACCUUUACUAAAGCUCUCCUGUUCAGACACUUUUUCUUGUGACUUGUUAAGCAUGUUCUUCUUUUGCUCUUUUGGCAUGGCUUCCAUGAUGAUAAUUGUUACAUCUUAUUUAUUAAUAGCCUCAUCCAUCUUGAGGAUGAACUCUACUACUGGCAGGAGGAAAGCAUUUAGCACUUGUUCUUCUCACCUUACAUGUGUCUGUAUCUUCUAUGGGACAACACUGUUUAUCUACCUGCGCUCUCCUUCCAGUAGUUUUGAUAAACAAGACAAGGUGGCCUCUCUCUUCUACACAGUGGUCAUUCCAAUGAUGAAUCCCCUUAUAUAUAGUCUAAGGAACCAUGAGGCUAAAACAGCAAUUCGGCAGGUU
Xenopus laevis (African clawed frog) is the source of this 921-nucleotide messenger RNA. RefSeq names its product olfactory receptor 1020. The record is from RefSeq and is a predicted model, not a curated record. The transcript has 2 exons. The annotation marks the transcript as partial. NCBI's taxonomy places the organism in Eukaryota, Metazoa, Chordata, Amphibia, Anura, Pipidae.